Cottoperca gobio is the source of this 4411-nucleotide messenger RNA. RefSeq names its product zinc finger protein 271-like. Gene Ontology annotation, biological process: regulation of gene expression. The transcript has 2 exons. Bases 511 to 2973 code for a protein of 820 amino acids. NCBI's taxonomy places the organism in Eukaryota, Metazoa, Chordata, Actinopteri, Perciformes, Bovichtidae. The record is from RefSeq and is a predicted model, not a curated record. Gene Ontology annotation, cellular component: nucleus.
AGUCUUCCUCGCAUGACUAACUUUAGCCCUACUCAGUCCGGUUGAAGACCUGUGUUCCCGGGCCUUGUUGAACCGCUUCCCCCGUUAGUCCUGCUCUCUCCGUUCCGUACUUCAUCACAUACAACCGGAGUGAACCGCCAGAGCCCGGAAGUGAGGAGAAACCUUCUGUUUCACCUCAGACUCACCUCCGUUAGCGUAGCGUGCUAACGUUAGCGGGAAAUAGACGGAGCCGGAGCUCGGCCACACAGCGCUAGUGGGAGAGACGAGUAGAGAGCAAAGUGUGUUUCUCAUGGAGCCACAGUGUCCAGAUAAAGCUGUCUGAAUGGACUCUGUGCUGCUCCCUUUAUCUGAAAACGUCACAAUGAUCUCCUGGUUCCUACGAAGCUAAUGAAGUUAGCUUGCUAGCUGGAAGUAGACGCAGACGGACCUCGGCCACACAGCGCCGCAUUUCAGAGACAGCAACGUUUUAACGGAGUGUGUCUGCAGCAAAGGUUCUGACAUUCAGUCAAAAUGUGUAAAGUCCAAAUGCUGAGAGCGUUGGUGAAGCAGCGACUAACUGCGGCUGCUGAAGAGAUAUUUGUGCUGUUUGAAAGAACGAUAGCAGAGUACGAGGAGGAACUGUGUCGUUCAAAAGAGGAGAACGAGCGACAACGGAAACUACUGGACGCUGUUCUCAAGCCUCAGCUUCGGUUACACAGAGCAGACGUGCAGCAGCUGCUGCUGGUUAGAGAAGAGGUUCCCCCUGAGCAGCAGGAGUGGAGCUCCAGUCUGGACCAGGAGGAUCCAGAGCCCCCCCCACACAUUAAAGAGGAACAGGAGGAACUCUGGAUCAGUCAGGAGGUAGAGCAGCUUCAAGGGCUGGAGGAGGCUGAUAUCACCAAGUUCACAUUCACUCCUGUCCCUGUGAAGAGUGAAGAUGAUGAAGAGAAACCUCAGUCCUCAGAGCUUCAAAGACAAACUGAACACAUGGAAACAGGAGCUGGUGGAGGGCACUGUGGAGGACCAGAACCAGCCAGGAACUCAGAUCCAGAGACACAUUUACAGCCAGAUACUGAGGACAAGACUGGAGACUCUUCUGACACUGAUGACAGUGAGGAUUGGAAGGAGACCAGAGAACCUCUGUCAGGUUUAAGCUCUCUGGGAAAUGAAGAAGUCCCCAUCAGUAGUGCUGGAGAGAAACCCUUCAGCUGCUCUGAGUGUGGGAAAAGAUUUGGCAACAAGAGAAAUCUGAACAGACACAUUUUAACUCACACAGGAGAGAAACCUUUCAGCUGCUCAGUGUGUAAGAAAUCUUUUACACAGAGUGGAAGUUUACAGAUACACAUGAGAAUCCACACAGGAGAGAAACCAUUCAGCUGCAGUAUUUGUAACAAAAGAUUUGCCGGGCGUCGACAGGUCAUAAAACAUAAAUGUGAUUUUCCUCAGUCCUCACAGCUUCAUCAAACUCAAACUGAGGAGAACAGAGAGGCAGGGCCUCCAGCCAGCAGCUCAACUGAACACAUGGAAACAGGAGCUAAUGGAGAGGACUGUGGAGGACCAGAACCAGCUGGGAACUCAGAUCCAGAGAGACAUUUACACACAGAUACUGAGGACAAAACUGGAGACUCUUCUGACACAGAGAAUUGGAAGAAGAUCAGAAUACCUCAGUCAGGUUUAAACUCUCUGGGAAAUGAAGAAGUCCCCGUCAGUAAUUCCAGAAGUAGUGCUGGAGAGAAACCAUUCAGCUGCUCUCAGUGUGGGAAAACUUUUGGCGCCAGGGGAACUCUGAACAGACACGUAAGAAUUCACACAGGAGAGAAAGAAUUCAGCUGCUCAGUUUGUAAGAAAUCUUUUUCACAGAAAGCAAAUUUACAGAAACACAUGAAAAUUCACAAAGGAGAGAAUCCAUUCAGCUGCUCAGUCUGUAAGGAAUCUUUUCCACAGAGAGCAAAUUUACAGAAACACAAGAAAAUCCACAAAGGAGAGAAACCAUUCAGCUGCUCAGUCUGUAAGAAAUCUUUUUCACAGAGAGGAAUUUUACAGAACCACAUGAGAACUCACACAGGAGAGAAACCAUUCAGCUGCAGUCUUUGCGAUAGAAGAUUUUCGGUAAAGGCUCAUCUGAGACUACACAUGAGAACUCACACAGGAGAGAAACCAUUCAGCUGCAGUGUUUGUGACAAAAGAUUUGCCCGACCUUGUCAGAUCAAAAUACAUAAAUGUGUUGGUCUUCAGUCCUCACAGCUUCAUCAUACUCAAACUGAGGAGAACAGAGAGGCAGAGCCUCCAGCCAGCAGCUCAACUGAACACACGGAAACACAUUCUAGAAGUAGUGCUGGAGAGAAACUAUUCAGCUGCUCUCAGUGUGGGAAAAGAUUUGUCUUGAAAGGAAAUCUGAAGCUACACAUGAUAACUCAUACAGGAGAGAAACCAUACAGUUGCUCAGUGUGUAUGAAAUCUUUUACACAGAAAAGUAAUUUACAAACACACAUGAGAACUCAUACAGGCGAGAAAUCAUUCAGUUGCUCAGUUUGUGAUGCAAGAUUUUCAUGUAAGGGUAAUCUGAUACCACAUAUGAGAAUCCACACAGGAGAGAAACCAAAUAUCUGCUCUGUGUGUGGGAGAGGAUUUAGUCACAAAGUAGAUCUGAAAAGUCACAUUUUAACUCACACGGGAACAAAACCAUUCCGCUGCUCAGUUUGUGAGAAAUCUUUUACACAGAGUGAUGGUUUAAAGGGACACAUGAGAAUCCACACAGGAGAGAAACCAUUCAGCUGCAGUGUUUGUAAUAAAAGAUUCACCUGGCGUAGACAUGUAAAAACACAUGAAUGUGAUGUUCCUCAGUCCUCACAGCUUCAUCAAACUCAAACUGAGGAGAGCAGAGAGGCAGAGCCUCUAGCCAGCAGCUCAACUGAACACAUGGAAACAGGAGCUGAUGCAGAGGACUGUGGAGGACCAGAACCAGCUGUUAAAUUAAAUGAAUUCUUACAGUAAUCUCCUGCGGAUAACCUUCCGCAUUAUGUAACGUAAUGGCAAAUUUACUUCUGUAGCUGUUGUUGUAACGUAGCUCUAAUAUGCGUCAGUGCGUUUAAACGUUUUGUUUACUAUCAAAUGUUUUCUCCCUGCGCAAUGUAACUCAGACCUUUUCCUUCCCACUGCAUUAGUGUUGGUACGAUUCUAAAAUUACAAUUUUGAUUCUGAUCUUUCUCAGUCAGUCUGAAACUCCCACACGGCCGACUUUCUUUCACUUAUUUGUAAACUAAGCCGGUUUAAGUUCUUUUUAUCUGAACGAUCUCAGUUUGUACGUUUUAACGAUGAAUCCUCCGUGCCAGCCAAAGUUAGCUAUGGAGUCCCGCAAGGUUCUGUACUUGGACCUUUUCUAUUCACCUUAUAUAUGCUUCCUUUAGACAAUAUUAUAAGAACCACUCCAUAAACUUUCGUUGUUAUGCCGAUGAUAAACAAUUAUAUGUAUCAAUCAAACCAGAGGAAACCGUGUUUACCGUUUUCCGAGUCCGACAGCAAAUAACCAACAACAUUUGGCCAGCGCAAAAUUAAUGGGCCGCAACAUAUAAACAUCGGCCGCUGCUGAUAAAACAACGAUACCGGCAGAUCAAUCGGAGCAUCCUUAUUCUGUGUCUUUGUCGCUGUAAGCGGGAACAUUCAUGUAUGAGCCUGCAUUUGUACAGUACCCUCCACCCCCGGAAAACGGGUUCCCCCAAAUGCCACGGAGUGAAACAAACACUUCCUCAUGUUGCAGCGUUGCUUUUCUGACUUGCAUCCGGAAAACUGUUUCUGAUCAAACCCAUUAACUGCACACUUAGGGAAAAAUUCAUAAAAGGAUUGUGCGGCUCGAAUAUAUAUUAUAUUAUAACCUGCACGAAUAACAAAAAGAAAUGCAGCCUGAACUGUGCUGCCAAGCAAAGAGCGUUUCGGUGCUCCUGUGCUAGUUACACAUGUUUAAAUGAGAUAAUGUUUCACACGCAAUUACACUGCAAUUAUUAGAAUCUUCAGAGUUGGUGCUAACGGAAGCACAUUUGUAAAGAGUGUCUGAUGAAAAUCCUGUAUUUUGGGAUGUAUUGACAGUUGUGUUUUGAGAAAUAAAUGAAUUAAGCUCCACUACAGGUCAUUUUUUUACCGUUAUUUUAUACAUGAGAGAAAAAGUGCAUUAAAACAACGGUGCCGAUGUAUUGUUCUGAAGCGCAUUCAACCUUAGGCUCGUGUUGGCUGUAAUAUUCUAAUCGCAAAAUCUUUUGUAAACUGGACCUUGAGACGGGACAGAGCGGUUUGUAAAUGAUGCACAGUUCAUGAAGAUAUCAGUGGCCGCAAUCCAUUCUUUGUGAAUUCUCCCCAGAUAGUACAAUCACUUGUGUUCUAAUAGAAGUUCUUGUGAAGAUUUUUCUUUCUUUCAAUAAAGCACAAUGUGUUGACUGCC